AUGGAAAUGCAGAGAGCUACACACAAUAUCCACCAAAACGACUUCUUCAGCAAGUCUUUGGAGGAUGGCAGUGGGUUUGCUCAUCAAGAACCGACACAGAGGGAGGCGUUUGAGGGCUCUCUGCAGCUUCCCCGGAGGUCAAAACAGCAAAACCCCAAAUUUACCAUGAGCAAAAAGAUUUUCCCGUGGAUGAAAGAGUCCAGACACUCAAAUGAGAAACACAGGAGCCACACGAGAGUCGCAGACUGCACCGUGAACGAUAAGUGCCCAAGCGCGUCCCCGGCCGCCAAAAGGACGCGCACUGCCUACACGAGCGCGCAACUGGUGGAGUUGGAGAAGGAGUUUCACUUCAGCCGGUACCUGUGCAGGCCCAGGAGGGUGGAGAUGGCCAGCCUGCUCAACCUCGAUGAGAGGCAGAUCAAGAUCUGGUUCCAGAACCGGAGGAUGAAGCAGAAAAAGGACGAGAGGGUGAAGGGCCUCAGCGGCACCACCUACUCCUCCUCCUCCCCUCCUUCCUCCCCCUCUGCUCCGGGCAGCCCCACUCUGUCAAGCCUGGGUUACGUCCAUCUGGGCGGCGAUUACCAGCCGUCCUCUCCUCCACCCAAGUCCCAACAACACCAGUCACAACUAGCGUACCCAGCAGACUACUCCAAAUACCCACCUCCAGGCUGUGAAGCACUCUUUACGCACGGUCCGCAGUUUAAUGUGCAGUACGACACGCACAGCACCGCGCACACACCAAACCCACACGUGGGAGUAAAUGAUCCUAACGGGUCAUAUUUCUCACAGAGCUGCACCUCUCAGGACAGAAUCAUGCAAGCUCCAAAGCUGACUCAUCUGUAG
Molecule: messenger RNA, 843 nt
Organism: Sphaeramia orbicularis (orbiculate cardinalfish)
Lineage: Eukaryota; Metazoa; Chordata; Actinopteri; Kurtiformes; Apogonidae
Product: homeobox protein Hox-A3-like
Exons: 2
Coding region: 1-843 (280 amino acids)
Biological process (GO): regulation of transcription by RNA polymerase II; anterior/posterior pattern specification; embryonic skeletal system morphogenesis
Cellular component (GO): nucleus
Molecular function (GO): RNA polymerase II cis-regulatory region sequence-specific DNA binding; DNA-binding transcription factor activity, RNA polymerase II-specific
Source: RefSeq, a predicted model, not a curated record